AGUCAUCUGCUACAUUUUCAAGCAGAAAUGGUUCUGUGAGGAUAGGAGGGAGGCAACCGCCCUGACGCAGUCCUCCCCUCCUGCUGCCUUUUAUAAGACCGCAGGUCUCCCAAAGCCAGUCUACACAGAAAGGAUGUGCUCCUUGUGCUGUCUCCGUGCCAGACCACAGACACUCCAGGUGCUGUGUGUGCAGAUCUGCAUGUUUUACUCCAGCAUUUGUCUGGUAAGCUGGCCACUGUGCGCAGAGACAGCUAAAGUCCGAUGUGGCUCUGACCUGCUCAGUGACCUCAUGUUUGUCUGUGGGGACCGUGGAAUCUAUUUACGUAAAGGCUUGUGGUCUGGUUAUGGCACUCGGUCCAGAGGGAAGGGGAUAGUGGAUCUGUGUUGCCUGUCAUCAGGUUGUGAACUUCAUCACCUUGAGAUGUACUGUGCUAAACCAAGGAGCCAACAGACCACAUAUUCUCCAUCCACAACAGUACAUGCCACUACACAGCCAAAUUUGUUCCAAGAAGUAUUUCAGAAAAAACUUUUACAGUACCUGGGACCUCCGAGCAGUCCGAAGAGGGAAGCAUACAGAAGGAAUUGGCGGCAUUCGCUUCGGCACAAAGUCAAAGUUUCACGGUCACUCAGGAGGAUGACUAACAAGUCAGCCGACUAACAAGUCAGCCGACACGAAACAACAAGUCAGCCGACUGCAGCCAAUAAGAGCGCACUUUAAAGAAUUAUGGGUUUACAGUCCGGAGUUUGAAGUUAAUAUUUAUACUCACAGAAGUCCUGUGGUAUAAAAACAAUCAAACAGUGUAUGUGUUUGAGUAUGUGCAGCGACCCAGACCUCUUAUAUGUUCAUAGAUAAAAGGUCACCUCAGAAACUUUAGAAAUGUAAUCAGACAGCAAACUUCCAGUAACACAGCAAUCCAUGUAUGGUUAAGGACAGUGUUUGGUUAACCCCUAGCCCCUUCAUGGAGAAUAUUUGGUUGUUUGUUACACCGAUUUAAAAAAAAGAAAAAAGUUGAUUUAGAUUAAAACAAAAGUUAGCUCUAACCUCAGACAGGCCACCAGUAAUUUGAUGAAUAAGUAAUGUUCAGGAAGAAGUUACUCCUUUAUGUACUUAUCAUUAUAGGCCUUCAUAUAUCUUCACGUUAAUGUGAUCUGUGCAGCUAAUGGAAAUAACAUUUGUGGGGAGAGAAACACAAAUUUACAAGAAACAAAUAACAGAAACAGAAGUGAUCUACUCAUAAAUGCACAAAAAUCUUAGAUUUUUUUAUAUCUAUUUUGAGAUGUUACCUCAUCCUAGAGCACCAUAAAUGCUUUUUCUUCUUUACAUACAGUAGACCUAAUUCUCCCACAUCUGCUCUAACCCAUGAAAACAUCUUCAGCUGCCCGAUUCUUCACUAUUCUUCUGUCUGUGCUCGUCUCUUGGUGUGGUGUCUGUUAAGAAACAUGUCAGCCACUAUACCGUAGUUAAUAGUUCUUCUAAGAUUUUUUAUGCACUCAUCAUCAGAAUCCGAACACUUUGUUAUAUACGCCACCUUCUGUGGAGUCAUUUGUAGUUCACACUUAUUUCGAUGGCACUUGACACUCUUGACUAGCUUUAAUAUUUGUUUGGGUAAAAGACAAAUUUUAUCCACUGUGUGUGUUUAUUGUUUAUGAACAUAUGUUGUGUAAAUGUCUUUAAAUGCAUUCAUUAUUUAUUUCACAAUGAGCACGUAACUAUAAUAAAUAUUAAGCCUUAUUCAUCUUUGGUGCUCUGUUAUGUUUUACAUUGUUUGGCUGUAAAAGUGAUUUCAGGUGUGACAACAGAGUAUUUUCAAAUCUCACGACAUUUUACGUUCAUAUAAUUCUAAUCAGAACUUGACACAACCUCCAGUUUCAGAGUGAUCUUAAGCUGCUGGCUCAUUUUACUUUGACAUAGCUACAGUUAUCACCAAAAGCCUUGAAGGUCAUCUCAGGCCUCGGUGGAUAAAUAAAGAGCUGCAAGUCUUACUGAUAGAUUUGUGAUUAAACAAAGUGUGCUUUCUUUGAGGCCAAGCUGAAGUUAUAACCAGGUGUUCUAUCUGCACAGGAGUGUCAGGAGCUAGAACUCUUAAGAGCGCCUCCUGCUGUAUCCGGAAGAGUGCAGAACCCUCAACUACACAUGCCGUAAUACUCCCACCACCAUUUAUGAUAGUUGAUGUUUGUCCUUCAGAUUAGGAGCCAUUUCCUUUCCUUGACAAUACUCAUCUCCCCAGUAUUUUGGUAUGAGUUAUCCUUGGUUUCAUCUCUCUCCAGAGGCUCUUUUAGAUGUUUUCUUCUACUCUGGCUUUCCUCAAACUGAGUAUAAUCAGCGGUUUGCACCUUGUUGUCAGCAUUCAUUAAACCUCUCUUCAUUGUAGACAAUGAUAUGCCUGCUACCAUCAGAGUGUUGACAGGUUAUUUUUUCUCAACCAAGGAACGAUUUUUGUAAUAGUGCACAUUUCAGGGCUUCACUUUUAUUCAGUAUGAUUCCAUUCAAAUUCUUAAUAUCUCUAAUCCCCACCAACAUGGAACUUUAGAGUAAAGACACCACGAUACUGGGAGAACCAGGGAGAACCAGGCUUUGAAAAGCCACAAGUGAAAAAAAAAACCCAGUCCCCAUCAGCCUAAACCUGUUGUAGCUUGGCCAAUAGUAGUGUAGUCAAAGUCACUUGAUCCAGCCCCUACUAUGAGGUUUGAGUGUUGUCACAUUGCCAUUCAGUUUGUGGGUUACAAACAGAAAAUGAUACAUGUAUUCUUCUCAUGCGUUAUUGGACUGGAUUAUUUCAACAAACUGAUGACAUUUUGCCCAUUAAUUAUUUGUAUCCUCCUGUAACUUUACUGUAUAAAGGGCUAAGACAUCCAAAGUUUCAGGAGUCAUUAUAAGUCAUUAUAAGAAGUGUCGUGAUUUGGA
Messenger RNA from Maylandia zebra (zebra mbuna), 2905 nucleotides. RefSeq lists its product as uncharacterized. Lineage: Eukaryota; Metazoa; Chordata; Actinopteri; Cichliformes; Cichlidae. Gene Ontology annotation, cellular component: extracellular region. The record is from RefSeq and is a predicted model, not a curated record. Gene Ontology annotation, molecular function: hormone activity; insulin-like growth factor receptor binding. Gene Ontology annotation, biological process: regulation of protein phosphorylation; insulin-like growth factor receptor signaling pathway; cell population proliferation.